Messenger RNA from Prunus dulcis (almond), 1260 nucleotides. Its product is annotated as probable CCR4-associated factor 1 homolog 11. The transcript has a single exon. Lineage: Eukaryota; Viridiplantae; Streptophyta; Magnoliopsida; Rosales; Rosaceae. The record is from RefSeq and is a predicted model, not a curated record. The coding region runs from base 250 to 1098 and encodes 282 amino acids. Gene Ontology annotation, molecular function: poly(A)-specific ribonuclease activity; nucleic acid binding. Gene Ontology annotation, cellular component: P-body; CCR4-NOT core complex; CCR4-NOT complex.
UAAAAAGGGAAAGCCAACAACCAAUAUGAGCAAUUCUAUUCCGUUAAUCCAACACUCAGAAAAGAAAACCCGCUCUCUCUCUCUUCUCCUAGAUGCAGAAGUAAUUUGACUUCCCUCUUUUUCCAGGCAACAUCGCUUUUCACCCUCCUCCUAUCUCCAUAUAUAAACCACACACCCCCACGCCACUCUUCACUCAUCCAAUACCUGUAACACUUUUUCUCCGUCGUUUCAGACUUAGUCUACUAAAACAUGUACGUCAAUGAGGAUCAAAGUUCGAGCUCAUGUCCGAAGCCCAUCAAGAUCCGGCAGGUGUGGGCCCAUAAUUUAGAAUCCGAAUUCGAAUUGUUACGCGCCGUCAUCGACGACUACACUUACAUCUCCAUGGACACGGAGUUUCCGGGCCUCAUAUUCCGGCAGCCGUACAGCCACGAUUUACAACCUUCCGAUCACUACAAGACUCUCAAAUCCAACGUCGACGCCCUCAACCUCAUCCAGGUUGGCCUCACCUUGUCCGACGCCCACGGCAACCUCCCCGACCUCGGCUCAUCCUCCACGAGCUUCAUAUGGGAGUUCAACUUCAGCGACUUCGACGUCACUCGAGACCCCCACGCUCCCGACUCCAUCGCCCUCCUCCGCAGCCAGGGCAUCGACUUCGACCGCAACCGGUCAGAGGGGAUCGAUUCGGCCCGGUUCGCUGCGCUGCUGAUGUCAUCGGGGCUCGUCCUGAACGAGUCUGUGAGCUGGGUCACGUUCCAUAGCGCGUACGACUUCGGGUACCUAGUCAAGAUUUUGACCGGCCAGCAAUUGCCAAGUGGCUUGAAAGACUUGGAGGAGUUUUUGAAAAUUGUGCGGGUCUUUUUCGGAAACAGAGUUUACGACGUGAAGCACAUGAUCCGCUUCUGUGAUGGCUUGUACGGAGGGUUGGAGCAAGUUGCGAAACGUUUGGAGGUGAACCGGGCGGUCGGGAAGUCCCACCAGGCCGGUUCAGAUAGCUUGCUCACGUUGCAUACGUUUCAGCAGAUUAAGAAAAAGUGUUUUGUUAAUUAUGAUGAGGUGGAGAAGCACGCGGGAAAGUUGUUCGGAUUGGCCGUGGUUUAAUUUUUUAUAUUUAGGGUGUAGAUAAAUUUUUUAUUAUUUAUAUUAGACAAUUUGGUAAAUAAUAGUACAAUUCUUUUCUAAUGCAAGCCUUGCGUUAGAUUGAUUAUUGUGGCACGCGCCAUUAUUAUUAUUAUUUUUAAAUAUGGAAUGCGGAUUGGAACU